UCAGAAUGUGCAUUAAAAUAGGGUGAUGGAAACAUAGCGAUUGUUGCAGCUCUCAAUUCUCAUUUGUGUUUUUACAUAUUCAAACUAGGGCAGAGGAAAAGAUACAAAUAAUAACUUCAAUUUUGGUCUGUUUGUCUCACAACGCUAUCGUAUAUAUGGCCUCAAAAGUCAUAUGGACUAUAUUUACAGUGUUUUCAUCCUUUUUAGAGCUUACUGAUGGUCACCAUCCACUACAUUGUAUCGUAAAUUCUAGUAAAUUUCUCUUUUUGUGUUCCACUAUAUAAAAUCAUGCUGGUUUGGAAUGACAUGAAUGUGAGUGAAUAAUGAUUGAAUUUUAAUUUUGGGUGACUGUAAGUAAAAAUGAGGGCCUCUUUUUAGGAACAGGAAGCCGGCCCUUAACUUCCUUUUGUCACUAACUAGAAGCGAUGAAUCAUGGUAAAGCGGGAAGGAAGUGAAUACAUGACACUGGAAUGUUCCCAAUGUGACUUUCGCUUGUCCAGAUGGCCAUCUGCAAACCAAAUCUGAAUCCCGGGGCGGCUGAGGAUGAUGAAAACAGGAAGUGGUUAUUACUGUGGCAUUUGGCUUCACUUAAGGCAGCUGACACAAUGCUGCCCGUUAUUUCACUCCACCAGAUACCACUUAGUGCCGCCGGCUCAUUUCUGAGGACUUCUUAGCAAUACUUAAAGCUUCAUGAGAAACCUUACAUGAACCGUCUCUUCUUAGUUAAUCUGGGUUUACGUGAUAUUUGAAAUAAGGUCACCUAUAAUCAUAAACUGCAUCCGUAUGUUUGUAAAUGCAGAUGAAACUCGAGCAUUUUGCUCUGAAGAAACACAAUCUUCUGCUGUUUAGUGAAUGUUAUAGUAAACAGCUUUCAAAUGAAACAUGGUUUGGGAUCAGUUUACUUGCACGUCCUCCGAACACACACACACACUACUGCGUUUAGACUUCUACAAAGGGUUUCUAUUGCUAUAGAAAUCUACAUGGUAGCUAUUGUUUAUGAUGGCUAAUUUUAGUGCGUUUUUGUUUUGUUUUUUCUAUAUGCUGUUUUCCAGCUUUUCAUUUCUUUGGAAUAAAUUAGGAGUUGUUUUCUAAAAAUGAAGUGUGUGUGUGUUGAAUUGUCAUCUGUACGGUUGGAUUCUGACUGGAUGUGACGUUACUGGGCUGAAGGGUGAACUGUGUCUCUCAGCAGAAGGCAGCCAAACGGUUCCUCCUUAUAAAGCGUUCAUGCAACACUGUAAAAAAAAUAGGAGUGUCGGGUCAAAGAAAAUUCCUGAACAACCACCAGGAAACCACCUCGUUCACCACGGCAACAGCUGAUCCUGGACUCCAGCCUCCCUUUGGUCUGAUCCGACAAGACCUUCACGUUUCGGAAAGCAGAGAAGGGCAAAUGAAGGGAUUUAUUAGAGCGCACUCACGUGACCUGUUGCUACGGUGACACGUAACGCGCCGCAGCGCACCUGACGCUUGGAUCGUGAGCAGUGAUGCCUACACGGAUAGAGCAGCUCUCCAGGGCCAAACCAAACCUUCUCAAGUUCCCUGACAGGCGCUCCGUAUACUGGCUUGAUGAACUACCAACCAGGUCAAAGAACACCACUACUGCCUUUGAACUGACUCCUCGCUUGGAGCAGCUCGCCCAGAGCAAAGAAUCAAGCCAUUUCAUUGAGGAGAGCAGAAGGUCACCGGAGUGGAUGGUUAGUGCAGCAGCGCUAAAAGCAUGUCCUUCUGAAAGAGUGUGUUCACUGGCACUGCCUCGUAUGCCAGCUGAUGGAUGGCAGCCUGAACGCCCUCUGCUGGCCACUUUAAGUGUUGCAGUUAAAAAUGCCAAGCCGAGUUCAAGAAUAUGUCAGCUGGCGCAACCAAAGCGGGCGAAGACGCUAUUGACAUACUGCAGCGUUGAUUCAAGCGCCCACGCGAUCAGCGUUCCCAUCACACCCUCAUCACGCAUACGACAGCUGGCCUCUCCUAAGCAGGUCCAUGCACAGCACUCUCUCGCGAGGCCUGUUUCUUGGCCGGUUCCAGAUCAUGUUCUGAAGGCCGUAGCCAGUGAGAGGCUGCAGAAAAUGGCUCGACCCAAGACCCGUCAGGCCCUGUUUGAGGGGUACGACCCCUACCAGGUCACUCAUGCUGCUCGGGCCGCCACCGCGUCCCCCAGACUGCUGGAGCUGUCUUUACCCUUACCACGCAAAUGUAAAGGCCAAUAAACAAUCAUCCCGCCAUCCUUAGUCAAGCUCUUUCAGUAAAUGAUUUUUUAAAUGUUUUUGGAAAAAAAGGCUUAAAUGCUCUGCAUUUAGUUGAUUAAAAUACAACCUUUUGACUGUAGUGUAGGUUUUUUUCCCAAGAAGUACACUCAUAAUGUUAGUCUAAAAUAAGCAUGUUUUGAGUUCUGAAAGUUGAAGUUGAAGCUUUCACAUUUAUCAAAACAUUUCAAGUCAGAAAACAUUCUGAAAUACAAUGCUUUGAAGGCACUUCAUGUCAACAUGAAAUGUAUUCAUGUGUGGUAAAUGAGAUAUGCUCAAUGCUCAACAGGUUACUGCAGAUCUGAAAAUUCCCCCUCCAGCCUUCAGGCUAACAUAGCGCUGUAGGUUACAUUGACUCUUACAAAAAAAAAAAAAAGAUCACAGAAUGAAUAAUGAGCAUCCACAUUGUUCAUCUUUCAGCAAUAUUUAAAACCAUAAAUGAUCUGUGUUUUGACUAUAAGAAAUUCAAAGCUCUGUAACGAGUUCAAUAUCUAUUUUAAUUGCUACUAAACUUCAAAUAAACCUUAUUUACAGACUGCAUUGUUAACCUGAAAGUACCCAAGUAAUUUACAGCAUGCACGUGUUGCUUCUGUCUGCUGUGUGUGCAGUUUGACUAACAAUUGAUUUCACAAAGAGCCUGGUGUAAUUCCAACAAAGAUCAAUGUGUGAUCAGAUGAUAUUGAAAUGAAUCCUAAUUCUCAAUGAGUGUAUGCAAUAUCAGUUUAACAAAUGAUUCAUUUUGGUAUUCAGCAAACAACAAAUGUCUCGUUUGAAUGUAUUUACUUGAGGUUGAUUGUAUGUUGUCUUUAUGUCAUCUUAAGUUCUUCCCCAUUAAUUCUUCAUCACGACUGAACUCAUGAGAGACUCAUGAGAUUAAUGCUGAUAUGUUUGUUUUGAGCGACUGAGUGAGGGAGUAAAUGGCCAUUAUGGAGACCGCAUGAAUCAUGCGAUAUUAUGUGCACAGGCACUGGGAUAUAGAAAUAAUCAUUUCAACAUAAAAAUAAAUGUUGCAUCAAAGCAACAUUUAAGAAAUGUAAAUUUAUGGAACUUAUUUAGCCGUUGUCUCCUUAACAUGCGCUUUGUUGAUGUCAUUUAGCAAGAAGUGACUCAUUUCAGGUCGUCUUUGCAACAAAAACACAUGACGUGCAUCUUUGCUUAAAUUCAGCAUUUUUGGACCACAGCACCAACGUUGACCCCCUUAGUGGACAUUUGAGGUGUUCUUUCGCCAGUGUGAUUACCUUUAUCAUAACAGUGUUAAUGCUGAAAUAUACUAUACUACCCGAUUUACAGUCUGGAUCUGUCGGAUCUUUCUCCACAAAUGCAUGCAGUAUACAGUGCACAGUUUGCAGCAAGCAUACUGUGGAUCGGCUUGCUUUACACAGUGUAAUGUUACAAGUUAGUAAGUUGAAAGUACUGUUCUGUUUGAUGAGCAAUAAUUGUGUUGUUUCUCCUGCCUGUUCCUCAAACCACAUAUUACAAAUGUUAAUGUUAUAUCUGUGCUACACCCCAAAGGGAGGUAAAACAUUCAUUUACAUGUUAUUGAAUGAGAAUCCGCAGUAUACUGUACGCAUUCCAAUAACCUGUUGUAAUGGGACUUUAGGGAUGUUGAUAUCUGAAAUGUGUGCUUCCGCUGAGCCUUUGUGAUGAUUUAAACUCUGUUUAUGACAGGCCAGGGGUUUCACAAAGUUGUUUUACUUCGGGUACAUAACUCAUUUGAUUCUAUAUUCUCCAAAUGUUUUGUUUAUUUCUCUGAGUCAUUCUAGUUCAAGUACGUCCGCUGAUUUUAUCACUCCACGUGGCAAAAAUGAAUUGCGGAAACAUUUAUAACAGAAAAUAAAAUGCAUU
Messenger RNA from Sinocyclocheilus anshuiensis, 4082 nucleotides. RefSeq names its product testicular haploid expressed gene protein. The record is from RefSeq and is a predicted model, not a curated record. Gene Ontology annotation, biological process: spermatogenesis. The transcript has 9 exons. The coding region runs from base 1482 to 2201 and encodes 239 amino acids. Lineage: Eukaryota; Metazoa; Chordata; Actinopteri; Cypriniformes; Cyprinidae.